Molecule: messenger RNA, 1537 nt
Organism: Cynoglossus semilaevis (tongue sole)
Lineage: Eukaryota; Metazoa; Chordata; Actinopteri; Pleuronectiformes; Cynoglossidae
Product: dual specificity protein phosphatase 26-like
Exons: 3
Coding region: 531-1118 (195 amino acids)
Biological process (GO): negative regulation of MAPK cascade; protein dephosphorylation
Cellular component (GO): cytoplasm
Molecular function (GO): protein tyrosine/serine/threonine phosphatase activity; MAP kinase phosphatase activity
Source: RefSeq, a predicted model, not a curated record
GUUUUUUUUGUUUUUUUUUUUCUUUCCAGUGUAGCUAUAGUCCAAGUGCGAUCGUAGUCUCAGACUCUGUUUGAUCGGAAUAUCACGUUACGAACAUCGGAACAUUUGGAAUCACUAGAGAAGAAAAAGAAAAUGAAGAACACCAGGAAUAUCGGACUGGGAAUUGGUGAGAAAAAAAAUCAAUAACUGAUGACGAUGACGAGGAGAUCGAUACGGGACCAGGGAUGGAAAUAUUGCGAUAUUUCAUUGUGUCGUUAUUUUCUUCCACCCCUAAUCUUGACGACCUUAGAGUCUGCUGCGGCGCUCCCUGCCUGCCAGCAUUCACAUCUUUAAAUAGACGGCUAUUUUAAUGCGAACCAUAACGCGGCCCACGUGCUAGGGCUAAUAUGAGUCAGUGACAACUUUUUUAGGAACGCCCCCCCGGUGGUCAGUGAGAAGCAGAGCAGCCCCCCCUGAACUGAAAUCAGAGCGAGCUUAUACUGACGUUGUGGUCAACAGCGGAGAGCGGUACUGCUCGAUUCCGUACGACUAUGUCAUAUCGUAGUAAACUUCCCGCGUCCUGGAAUGACCAGCCGGCGGCGCGACAAGUGAUGAUCGAUCUGAGUUCCCCUGGCCUAGCCGUGUUCGAGCUGGAGAGGCUACUGUUCACAGGCAGAGCCAUCAUCAGCCACGCGGACGAAGUGUGGCCCAGACUUUACGUCGGUGACCAACAAAGCGCAGAAAACAAAUCUGAUCUGUCCAGGCAUCGGAUCACGCACGUCCUAAACGCGGCCCACAGCCGACGCAGAGGUCGGCCGGACAUCUACGAGGACAUGGCGGUCACAUACAUGGGUGUGGAGGCUCGGGACGCCUGCGACUACGACAUGAGCGCCAACUUCCGAUCAGCGGCAGACUUUAUCCACGCGGCUCUCAGCAGAGGAGGCACGGUCCUGGUGCACUGCCACGUGGGGGUGAGCCGUUCGGCCACUCUGGUCCUAGCCUACCUCAUGCUAAAGCAGAACCUGACACUGGUGGAGGCGAUCUGCGCCGUGAAGGACAACCGCGGCGUCAUACCUAAUCGGGGAUUCCUGCGACAGCUCAUCCGACUAAACCAGCAGCUGUUCGACAAACGGAGCUGAAAAUAUUUUGGUUGAAUUUCUUCUUAAAAAAAAAAAAUUAGGGAUGUCCGAUAUUAACCUUUUUGCGAUAUCCGAUAUACCGAUACUGUCCAAACAAUUAAUCUCCGAUUCCAAUAUCAACCGAUAUAGGCCUGGUAAUAUUUUUUUUUUUCUGUAUGAUUAUGCAAUUAAUUAAAUGAGCUACAAUGCUGCCCUCUAGUGACUAUCGCUUUCAUAUACAGCCGUUUUUUUCAUGUCAUUUGGCGUUAUCGGGUUUUUAUUAUCGGAAUAAAAUGCGGACAUCUGCUGGAUGGGGGCAAUGACGCAACUCCACAGAAAAAAAAUCUAUUUCAACAACAAAUAAAAAUAAAGAAAAGUGAUCAAUUUCUAUGUGGAAAAAAUACGAUUACUUUAUUAUUAAUUGUAUUUUUGUUGUUUUG